This is a messenger RNA of Jaculus jaculus (lesser Egyptian jerboa), 4296 nucleotides long. It is a transcript of the gene Nxpe3, whose product is annotated as neurexophilin and PC-esterase domain family member 3. Lineage: Eukaryota; Metazoa; Chordata; Mammalia; Rodentia; Dipodidae. The record is from RefSeq and is a predicted model, not a curated record. Bases 905 to 2581 code for a protein of 558 amino acids. The transcript has 9 exons.
CUGCGGCGCGCCUGAGGCCGGGCCGGGCGGGCGCCGGCGGGGCUGCAGCACCGAAUACCAUGUGACUUGACCUGAAUUGAUGACCUCGUCAUCUGCCAUGUGAUCUCCAGGAGUGCACUGGCCUCUGCUUUUGGAACACCAGGCAACAGAAGGUCUAGCUACCCAGGGCCGCAUCAAAGGGACCGAGGAAAGAAGAGAACAGUCACAGUGGCCGGUGCAGAGGAUCCCCAACAAAGUAACAGAGGAGACUGUGGAUGAGUCAAGACUGCCCAUCCCUUACAGAGCCAGGUCAUAACACUGACUCAAGCCUGGACUUCAGGGUGAUGCAACUAAAAAGGAUGAUAGAAAUAAACCCAUCAGCGAGGGCUUGGAAGAAGGUGAUGCCAAGGUUGAGUCUCGCUGUACCCCAGGUUGAGCUGAAAUUCGCUAUGUAGUCUCAGGCUGGCCUUGAACUCACUGUGAUCCUCCUACCUUGGCCUCCUUCAUGCUGGAAUUAAAGAUGUGUGCCACCACACUUGGCUGUUUUAAUCAGCAUGAGGAAAUAAUUAAAAAUUUUAAUGGUCCGCAAAACACAACCACAGAAAACACUGGAGCCUGGUAUGUGGCAGGACAGUUCACAGUGGCCAACUCAAAGUCCUGCCCUUGGCUGUGAUGAAGAAUGUGGGGACCUUGUCCCACUCCCCAUGCUUAUUCCGCUCCCUCGUGUCUUCAGGAGUUUUUUUUUUUGAGAAAAAUGCACUCAUUGAAUCAACUGCAGUCUCUCCCCUACACAACUCUUAAGAAACUAGCAUUGUAGAAGUGAAUUAAACUGAAACUCAUCUGCAGCUGAGAAAAGCAAAGAUGGAGAUUUGAGGGGCGAAGGUAGCAUGGUGUCGGCCAUGGGUGAUCAGGACACAGCCAGACAAUGUGGACCAGUUUCUUCAAGCUGCGGGUCUUCUGCUGUCUGCUUGCCGUGCUGAUGGUGGUGGUGCUGGUGGCCAAUGUCGCUCAGGUGGAGUACUUGGACCAUGAGACUGUCUCAGCCACAUUCAUCGACAGCAGUGGACAGUUUGUUUCCUCGCAGGCUACAGGCCUCGGCCGGAAUCCCUACUGCGGCUAUGAGCGCCAGAGCCUGUCCAGCCGGGAGCGCAUAGAGGAGGACUCCUUGCUGGCUGCCUUGCAGUGGCAAAUGCCUGGUGUGGGCCCCGUUCCCUUUGCAAAGAGCACCGACCCUUCCUCCAGCUAUUUCGUCAUCUUAAACUCCACAGGCCUCUUCCAGGUGGGCAGCCAGCUGGAGGUGCUGGUGCACGUGCAGGACUUCCAGAGAAAGCCCAAGAAGUACGGUGGAGACUACCUGCAGGCCAGGAUCCACUCCCCCCGGCUGCAGGCUGGGGCCGUGGGGCGGGUGCUAGACUACCAGAACGGCUUUUACAAGGCGUUUUUCACUCUGCUCUGGCCAGGCAGGGUUAAGGUGUCCAUCUCGCUGGUUCACCCCAGCGAAGCGGUCCGAGUGCUUCAGCGCCUCCAGGAAGAGAAACCAGACAGGGUCUAUUUCAAGAGUCUUUUCCGUUCAGGAGGAGUUUCUGAGACUACUGAGUGCAAUGUGUGUCUUCCUGGGGGUCUUCCCCUGUGCAACUUCACAGACCCCUAUACUGGGGAGCCCUGGUUCUGCUUCAAGCCAAAGAAGCUUCCGUGCAGCAGCCGCAUCAACCACUUCAAGGGUGGCUACCUGAAGGGCCUCCUGACCGCCGCGGACAGCGCGCUCUUCCAGAGUGGUGUCAAUAUCAAAAUGCCAAUCAACUCCAGUGGACCUGAUUGGGUGACAGUAAUUCCCAGGAGAAUGAAAGAAACUGACCUGGAAACGCCUCAAGACUCAGGAAGUUUUCCUUCUGGGUAUUUCUACAAAGACCAGUGGAGGCCUAGGGAGUUUAAGAUGCGCCAGUUCAAUGACCCUGACAACAUUACAGAGUGCUUGCAAAGAAAGAUGGUGUAUUUAUUGGGUGACUCAACAAUCAGGCAGUGGUUUGAAUACCUUACUGCAUUUGUUCCAGAUUUAGUGGAGUUUAACUUGGGCAGUCCGAAGAAUGUGGGGCCUUUCCUUGCUGUGGACCAGAAGCACAACAUCUUGCUCAAAUACCGCUGCCAUGGGCCACCUAUCCGCUUCACGACUGUCUUUAGCAACGAGCUCCGUUACGUGGCAAACGAACUGAAUGGGAUCGUGGGAGGGAAGAACACAGUGGUUGCCAUAGCUGUGUGGUCUCACUUUAGUACCUUCCCCUGGGAAGUGUAUAUCCGGCGACUCAGGAACAUCCGACGAGCAGUGGUCCAGCUCCUGGAUCGAAGUCCUAAGACCGUGGUGGUCAUCCGGACAGCCAAUGCCCAAGAGCUGGGGCCAGAGGUGAGCCUUUUCAACAGUGACUGGUACAACUUCCAGCUGGACACUGUCCUUCGGAGGAUGUUCUCGGGUGUUGGCGUGUACCUUGUUGAUGCCUGGGAGAUGACCCUAGCUCAUUACCUACCCCAUAAGCUGCAUCCAGAUGAAGUGAUUGUGAAGAACCAGCUGGACAUGUUCCUGUCUUUUGUGUGCCCUUUGGAGACCUAGCCUGUCCUCACAGUGACCAAAGGAAGUAGAUUCAGUGACCUUCCUAAUUGAGCAGAAUUUUAGGAAGUUUGUAAUUGGUCCCAUGGUGAGAUGGCUACCAUCAACAUGUAUAACAUUUUUAAAAAAGAGCCAUAGUUUGAAUAAUGAUUUAUAAUAAACUUAGACAAUGCAGGCUAUAUUUAUAUCUUCCUUUAGGAUUUUUCCCAAUCUUGACUUUACCAUGGUAGAACUCUUACUAUGAGCACCUGCACAUUGGAUUGCCCUUUUAACCACAGAUGCUAAUGAGUGGGAAUCAGUUUUUCCUGAAGUGGAGAUUAUUGUACUAGUGCAUGUGAGAAGUGUUUCGGACGAAUUUGGUUGGCAUUGGUACGCUUUUAGCUUAUCUGGUAAAGGAAAUGAACACAUCUUCAUGAAUAGCACAAGUGAUCCAUCUUUGGGGGGCUGUUGUCUAGAGGGGCCUGUUGUCAGAGCUCCUGGGACUACAAUGAAGACUGACAUAUCUCAGGAGUUUCUCUUGACUUUCUCUUGACCUAUCUUUUCUGAAUUACUUGGAAAGGUCAAUGCUCAUGAUUCGAAUUUUAUAGUGAGGUUAUUGACAAUUUCCUGCUUUUAUCUAGGAAAGAAGCAAAAGGAAAUGAGAAAUCAUAAAAUCUGUGCUUUGAGUUAAUAUUUGCAUUGGAUAAUUAUUUAUUUGAUUCAGCUAAAUUUUAUGUGAGGGAUACUUAUUCUUGAAUAACCACUUUUGAAACUGAAAGGGGGAAAUCUAGAAAUAGAAAUUUAUUUUUAUGUUCUAAAGCUUGUGGGUCUUAAGAAUUGACUCAUAUGUAAAGAAUGCUGUUGACUAUCAUAAAAACAUAGUUUUUUUCUCCCCACCAAUUUCAAUUGUAUUCUUUCUUUUUUCGUGUUUUUCCAACUAUGUGUAAAAAUUUGAAAUAAAAACCUAAUCAGAAAUAAUAAAGUUAGCUAUUAAAAUCCAUGACAGAUAUUUCUUGAUUUGGCCAUUAGGUGUCCACACUGACUAUGCUUGGGAGUAAGAAGCUGCUGUUUGCUAUUUGGUAUUCCUAUUGGCUAUCUUCCUUUUCUUCUUGGCCCUGUGAGUCAAACCCAGGACCUUGAACAUGCCAGACAAUUGCUGUCCAACUGAAAUAUAUCCUUAGCCAUCCCUAAUCCAUUACUGGUGUUCCAAAGUUUAAAAUAAAUAUCAGUUUUAUUAGACUUUAAUCUUAUCAAUUCUAAAUGAGGUUAAGCUAAAUUUAGGAUUAUUUAGUGAGUCUGCUUAUUUUAAUUUUAGCUGUCCCUUAGUAAACAUGCAGAGAAACAGGGUGGCUUUGGAGAUGACUAUGGGUGCUUGAAGCAUGAAAAGUAAGUACCCUUGAAGCAUGAUUUUUUUUUUUAUUAAGUAGAAGCUUAUAAGGGCACACCAUAUGUUAGUGCCAUACUCACAGGGUCCUCUUCAGUGGCAUUGCUGGUAUUACCCCUGGGGUUGCUGGUUAUGAGAUAUGAGAACAUCAGUCAAUCAUUGUUGGGGGGCAAUGCCUCUGGACAUUCCCUUCCACUCUGGCUGUUACAACAUUUCCAUCUGCUUCCGCAGAAUCCCCUGAGCCAUGGUGAGUGUGUUUUAAGCCUACUUCAGUGCUGUGCUCUCAGCAGGUUCUGGAUUUCUGCCUUGGUGUGUUUUGAAUAUGGUCCCUGUCUGUCUCCAUGACUAGCACUGG